Molecule: messenger RNA, 1541 nt
Organism: Contarinia nasturtii (swede midge)
Lineage: Eukaryota; Metazoa; Arthropoda; Insecta; Diptera; Cecidomyiidae
Product: serine protease 40-like
Exons: 5
Coding region: 293-1408 (371 amino acids)
Biological process (GO): proteolysis
Molecular function (GO): serine-type endopeptidase activity
Source: RefSeq, a predicted model, not a curated record
GUUGAAAUGAACGGCAAAAUGCAUCACCUAGUUUAGGCAUUAAUAAUUGAUACACGAUGCCAAUUUUUACCUGCUUUAAUAACAAUAGUUCAAUCAUAAAGUAAUCAAUGAGCAAUUUGAGCAUAGUUGAUGUCUACAAAUAUUGUUGUCUAAUUAUUUCGUGUACAUAUUCGUAUGUGAUUUUGUGUCAUCGAUAAAAAAACAUAGGCCAACGAAGCCAACGACGGCGAUCAUCAUAUAUUACAGAGCUUUCGUCGUGAGAACAUCUUCAAGACCAAAAAAAACUAUAGAAAUGGCUGUUAUGCGUAUAUUAAAAUUAAAAGAAGUGAAUAUUAUUCAGUUGUUCAUACUGAUGGUUGUGUGCUCAGGAUACUGCAUUCCAACGAAUAAUUCCUCUGAUUGUGUUAUUGUUGGAUCGCAUGAAUAUAUCUCUGAAAAUGAUUUGAUUUCCUGGGGAAAAGAACGUACAUACACAUUACCGUGGGAGGUUCGUGUUUUGGAUCCUGGUUGUAAAGCAAUUUUGAUAUCAAACAAACACGUGCUAGCUAGAACCAGCUGUAUUUUUCAAGGAAUCGAUCCGACAACUUUUCACAGUGAUGGUACUUCAAAUGAGUUGAGCCUUCCUCAUACCAAAGUUCUUAUAACGAAUAGCUAUGCCAUAAAAGUACAUAAGAUCUAUGUACAUAAAAGUUAUAACAACUGGACUCGUGAUGGUGAUAUUUCAAUUCUGGAACUGAGUGAAUCAGUUUUUCUCCUAAGAAACUAUAUAUAUCCGGCUGUUUUGCCUCAAGCUCCGUUAGAUUUGCACCACGGAAAAUUGUAUGUAGCAUUUAAUGAAGGAGACUCUUCGCAUUCAACAUUUCUUCAAAAAGUGAAUGCUUCAAUUUGGUCAAACGAUGAAUGCGCUCCAGAUCUGGACCAUAAAAUUGUUAUAAAAGAAAACUUGUUGUGCAUUGAAGUUACCGAUGCUUGCGAUCAUCUUUUGAAUGAUACGUAUAACCCGUAUGAAGGCCCACUAUACCACGUACUUAAAAAUGGCAGCAUGGAAAUCAUAGGAAUACCGAAAGGUGUAAGGUGUAAAUAUGAUUACAUGGAGUCAACUGACUCUAUGAUAACUAAAUCUGCAUUGGUAUACACACGUUUAGUGGAUUUUUUGCCAUGGAUACAAAAUAUUUUAAACAUUGGAUGCGGCGACCGAACUAUUCAUUUUGGAAACAAUCUUGAUGCAUUUGUAUUCAAGGUAGACAUGAAACAAACGGAAAAACAAUGGCCACGUAAAACACACCCUAUACUUUGUCUAAUCGUCAAACUACGUCAACCACAAGUGAAACAGUACAAAGCAAACGAUUAUUUUUCAUUCCUACGAACAAAACAACUAGGAGUGAUAUCAAAAAUUGAUUGCCUUUGAACAAAUUUACUAUAAUAAUGAAACUAGUUAGACUUUAUUUAGUAAUAAUUCUUUAUCAACACAUUUGCAUUUUUUUGUAACAUUAUAACUGAUUAUUAUGAUUCAAGUUCCAAUAAACAAACACUGCAUCUUA